GGGCACCUCAGCUUGGCAGCAAGAGCAGGCAGAGCACGUCAGGAAAAGCCACACUGGUGCAACUUCCUCUGUACCUGCUUAUUUCCAGGAGUUUUAAAGGAUCCUCAUAAGUAAGGGGAUAUCCUUCACAGAGGAAAAGGCUCCUUGUUUAUGGGGUUGCUUCUUCUGAUGGUCUCUACUAGGGCCUCCUGGCUUGCAAAGUACUUGGAAAAUACCAGCAUCCCACUCAGAGAUCCCAACAUGCAGAGCAAGGCAGUCACACACAGCAGAGUGGUGGAAGAUCAUGGAUGCCGAGUCUUCUGCACUGGCACUUAGCUCUCCUGUGUGGCUGCCAGGCAAACUGCACCUUCUGUCUGGGGACAGAACAGGCUGAAGCAGAUUUGAGGGCUGCAUGGUCCUGAGCCUGUGUGCUCUCUAUGGCAGCAUCACACACAGGCUGGGAUAGGAUGGGAUGGAGGGGAUAUCAGGAAAAAAAAGUAUUUGUUAUUUCUGUUCCUGAAGCAGACAAGGCCUUUCUUCAGAACUGGGAAUUUCAAGGCUUAAGGCAGCUUCUUCCCACUGAUCCCUAUCACACUUGGUCGUCUGUUAAAUUCUCUGACCUGUGGCCUGCAGCAGCCCCUCCUUGCAAGAACAGCACUGGAGCUGUUAAUAUUUUACCUCCAGCUAUCUUUUACUCCCCAAGUCCUUCUGCUCCCACCCAAAUCAGCUCAGACACCAGGUCUUGUGACUCUAACAGCCAUGAGCUUGUGCAGAAAGAGCAGAGAGGAGAGAGGCUGCCCUGGAGCCAGUGACCUGCUUGCAUUGGCUGCCUGUGGGUGGAGGGUGGAGCAGAGUCCACCUGGUGCCCUCUGAAACACAGGACUCCUCUGCUGGGUGUUUGCAAAGAUCUCUGGUAAGGGCUGAAGCUGUAUAAAAAUCCAAGGACCUCAGCACAGAGUAUCCUUGGGGCACAACCCAAAUUCUGCUGCAGUGCUGUGGGAACAGCAGAGGGGAGCAGGCAAAAAUGUCAAGGCCGGUGCAAGCUCGGAGGCUGGAGGGAAUAGAUAAAAAUAUCUGGGUGGAGUUUGUAAAACUGGCUGCUACCUACUCCAAGGUGAACCUGGGCCAGGGCUUCCCUGACUUCCCUGCACCAGACUUUCUGACAGAGGCACUCACGAGAGCCCUGGGCGGGGGGAACCACAUGCUGCACCAGUACACCCGUGCCUUUGGCCACCCACCUCUGGUGAAGGUCUUAGCCCAGUUUUUUGAGAAGCUGCUUGGACGAGACCUGGAUCCUAUGACCAAUGUGAUGGUGACUGUGGGGGCAUACCAGGCCCUGUUCUGCUGCUUCCAGGCUUUAGUGGAUGAAGGUGAUGAGGUGAUAAUCAUUGAACCCUUCUUUGACUGCUAUGAGCCCAUGGUGAAAAUGGCUGGUGGGACACCUGUGUUUGUGCCUCUGAGACCGAAUCCUCCAAAAGAUGGAAAAUUGAUGUCUAGCGCAGACUGGCAGCUGGACCCAGCUGAACUGGCUUCUAAAUUCAGUGAACGGACAAAAGCCAUCGUCCUGAACUCGCCCAACAACCCUCUGGGCAAGGUGUUCAGCCGCGGGGAGCUGGGGCUGAUUGCGGAGCUGUGCGUGAAGCACGACGUGCUGUGCAUCAGCGACGAGGUGUACGAGUGGCUGGUCUACGACGGGAAGCAGCACAUCCGCAUCGCCAGCUUGCAGGGGAUGUGGGACCGCACGGUGAUCAUCGGCAGCGCUGGGAAGACCUUCAGUGCCACUGGAUGGAAGGUGGGCUGGGUCGUGGGACCUGACAGGCUGCUGCAGCACCUCCGCACUGUGCACCAGAACUCCGUGUACCACUGUGCCACAAUUGCCCAGGAGGCUGUGGCUCAGGGCUUCCAGAGGGAGCUCACGCUCUAUGGAAAACCAGAGAGCUACUUUGUCCAGCUGCCCAAGGAGCUGCAGCAGAAGAGAGACUGGCUGGUUCAGAGCCUGGAUGGGGUGGGGAUGAAACCCAUCAUCCCAGAGGGCACCUACUUCCUGGUGGCAGACAUCUCCCCGUUCAAAUCUGAUGUCCCUGAUGUCCCCAGCUCAGAUGAGCCCUACGACUCCAGAUUUGCCAAGUGGAUGGUCAAGAACAAGGGGCUCGCUGCCAUCCCGCUCUCCGCGUUCUACAGCGAGGCCCACAAGAACAACUACACCAAUUUCAUCCGGUUCUGCUUUGCAAAGGAGGAAGCUACCCUGAAGGCAGCAAGUGACAUAUUGCAAAAAUGGAAACAGGAGAAAGCCAGCUCCUGAAUACACUGAGAGAACCAGGCUCUCCCUGGCCCUCAGCUUCCCCAGCUGCUCUUCUUCUUCACUUGUCUACAAACUUUGGUAUCUUCUUCAGUGCUUUCAACAACAUUUUCUGACAGACAAACAGUUACGUUUUUCCAGGCCCAGGGCCUGGGGGACAUUUUCAAUCACUGUGAAAUGAUUUCAAGAAAUGAGACUUUGUGUGCACUGACAGCAUUUGACAUUUCUUACAUGUGAAAACUGAUAAUCAGUUCUGGGAUGCGUCCAGCAACAGACAAGGUGAGGAUGGCUUCUGGGCUCUGUCUCAUCACCAAAUUCUGAAAAGGUGUUUCUCAGGGCUUGGCAGCAUCAUCCAAGCUCCAGAGCAAAACUUUUUCUGGCCUUUGACAAAUGCACACCGUGGCUGGGGAGAAUGGGCACCGUGGCUUUGGCUGCUCCUACUGCUGGUGGCCACCACAACCUCCCACCCAGUGAGCUGGUGGGGUAACAUGAGCAAUUCUGGAGAGGUAAUUCUUGCAUCAGUGUUGAUUUCAGCCUGGAUAAGAGGGUAAAUCAUCAUCAUCAUCAUCAUCAACCACGCGGGAGUUGUGUGCAACAGACUGCGAGGAGUGUUUGUAGCAGUUAAAUUAUUAAAGAGGAAUUACUGCAAUCAUGGAAAA
Messenger RNA from Passer domesticus (house sparrow), 2937 nucleotides. RefSeq names its product kynurenine aminotransferase 1 (gene KYAT1). The transcript has 13 exons. Gene Ontology annotation, cellular component: mitochondrion; cytoplasm. Gene Ontology annotation, biological process: biosynthetic process. The record is from RefSeq and is a predicted model, not a curated record. Lineage: Eukaryota; Metazoa; Chordata; Aves; Passeriformes; Passeridae. Gene Ontology annotation, molecular function: L-kynurenine:2-oxoglutarate transaminase activity; pyridoxal phosphate binding. The coding region runs from base 1004 to 2281 and encodes 425 amino acids.